GUCACUGAGAUUUGGGGUUUUCCAAUGUGUUUGUGGUGUGCGAUUAUUUGCAGUUUUUGUGAAACUUACAAACCGUAUAUUGAAGUAUGUUACCUCUAAAUAAAGUAUAUUUGUUGCUGUAUAAAUUAGGGUAUUUUUUGAUAAUAAUAAUAUAGUUUUAAUUACUUGAAUUCGUACAUACACAAAAUCGCAAAAAUUGAUGUUAUCCACUACUCGAUGGUCAACCAACCAUGCUGAACAAUAUUCGAACUAACUAUAAUAAAUUCAUUUAAAAUAACUAAGAUUUAGGAUAUUUAGAAUUUAUCCCGUAACAAGCUAAAUUCACAGAUAUUUCUCCAAAAGUUUCGGUUUCAAAAGAAAGUUCUAAACAAAAUAAAAAUGAGACAGAAAUAUUAUUGGAUGAUUCUAUUUUUCUGUCACAGUUAUCAUUGUUGGAGGAAAAGAAUGUAUCAAAUAAUGUAACAGAACAGCAAACCAAAAAUAAUAAUGGAAUAUUAGAAAAAAAUGUAACAGCUUCUCAUCAAAUCCACUGUGAUAAAGAAAAUGUUGUGAAUAAAACACAUAAUGAUAUCACUCCUACAGUUGCUGAUUAUAUUCCAAAUAAUCCUAAUUCCCAUCAGUUAAAUGAAUUGGCUUCAUGGGGCUUGCCGGAAGCUGUAUUGGAGAAAUAUAAAUCUAGAAAUUUAACUACAAUGUUCCAAUGGCAAGUAGAAUGUCUUAGCCAAGGAAAUAUUUUAAAUGGUAGCAAUUUGAUAUAUUCAGCACCUACGUCAGCCGGCAAAACGUUAGUAGCAGAAAUAUUGGCCGCAAAAAUGAUAUUUGAACAAAAGAAAAGAGUUAUUUUCAUUUUACCAUUCGUAUCAAUAGUUAGAGAAAAAAUGUACUAUUUUCAAGACUUGUUUGAAAGUAGUGGAAUUCGGGUAGAUGGAUUUAUGGGAUCUUACAAUCCACCGGGAGGAUAUAAUUCUGUACAGUUUGCUAUAUGCACCAUAGAAAAAGCUAAUAGUUUGAUAAACAGAUUAUUGGAGGAGAGGAAAUUGAAGGAAGUAGGAGCUGUACUCAUAGAUGAGAUACACCUACUUGGGGAUUCUAGUAGAGGCUAUCUUUUGGAACUGUUAUUAACAAAAUUGAGAUACAUAUCUAUUAAAGAAAAUCUUAGUAUACAAAUAAUAGGAAUGUCUGCGACUCUUCCCAAUCUUAAACAAAUUUCCAAGUGGCUGGAUGCUGAAUUAUUCACUACUGACUUCCGACCAGUACCUUUAAAAGAACAAGCACAUGUUUGUGGGGAAAUUUAUGAUAUUAAUAUGAAACUAAUAAGGUCUUUAAGUAUUUUACCAGAAUUGAAAACUGACUGUGAUAAUAUACUUCAGCUUUGCCUCGAGACUAUCAAAGAAUCUUGCUCUGUCCUUAUAUUUUGUCCCACGAAAAAUUGGUGUGAAAAUUUGGCACAGCAGAUUGCAACUGGAUUUUUCAAAAUAGGUAGCUCUCAAUCAGAUUGGGGACAACUAUUGCGCCAUCAACUUGAUACCAAUCUCAUUAUGGAACUGUUGGAGCAGCUCAAAUAUUGUCCAGUUGGCUUGGAUGAUAUUCUACACAAAACUGUAUCUUUUGGUGUAGCUUUCCAUCACGCAGGUCUUACUAUGGAUGAAAGAGAUAUAAUAGAAGGGGCUUUUCGAAAUGGAGCAUUGAGAGUAUUAGUAGCCACUUCAACUUUAUCAUCCGGUGUUAAUCUACCAGCUAGGAGGGUUAUAAUAAGGACACCAAUAUUUCAUGGAAAACCUAUAGAUUCUUUGGUGUAUAGACAAAUGAUUGGUAGAGCUGGUCGUAUGGGAAAAGACACAAUGGGUGAAAGUUUUCUCAUAUGUCAAAAGAAAGAUUUUAAAAUAGUGAAAGAUUUAAUGUCUGCUGUAUUACCUCCUGUCAAAAGUUGUCUUGAAAGUGAGGGAAAGCUGAAGAGAGCCAUUUUAGAAGUGAUAGCUAGUGGAGUUGCUACUACUCCUGAAGAUGUUAAAAUAUUUACUGAAAGCACAUUGCUUGCCGUCGAGGAUGAUUGUUUACACGAAUUGAAUAAUCCUAUUGAGGAAGCUGUAAUGUUUUUGCAAAUGAACGAGUUUAUUAGAUUGCAAGAAAAAGAAGAUGGAAGUCAAUUAUAUGUUUCUACUUCAUUAGGGAAAGCUUGUUUGUCCUCUUCGAUGUCUCCUGAUGAUGGUCUCUCCCUUUUCACUGAAUUGGAAAAAGCUCGACAAUGUCUUGUACUUGAAACUGAACUCCAUUUAAUUUACCUUGUUACUCCCUACAGUGCCUGCUAUUCUUGGGGAAAUAUGGAUUGGAUGUUAUAUUUGGAUCUUUGGGAAAAAUUGCCAACAAAUAUGAAACAGGUUGGAAAGUUGGUGGGUAUCAGGGAAUCGUAUAUUGUAAACGCAACUAGGGGCAUAAUUCAAACAAACACUGCAAAACUGUAUCACAAAUUGUUGGUCCACAAAAGAUUUUUCAUAGCAUUAGCCUUACAAGAUUUAGUUAACGAGAAGCCUUUAAGUUGGGUAUGUCAAAAGUUCAAUUGCAACCGAGGUAUGCUGCAAUCUUUACAACAAUCUUCGUCAAGUUUUGCAGGAAUGGUUACCGCAUUCAGUAAACAGUUGGGUUGGAGCAACAUGGAAUUGCUCAUAUCACAAUUUCAAGAAAGAAUGCAGUUCGGUGUAAGUAGAGAUCUUUUGGACCUGAUGCACCUCCCAGUUCUGAAUGGUAAAAUGGCAAGAGCGCUUUACAAUAGUGGUAUAGAAACAAUAAUCCAAUUAGCAAAUUCGGAAAUAUCAUCAAUAGAAAAUAUCUUACACAGAAUAGUGCCAUUUGAAAGCGAAAAGGAAAGAGAAGGAGAAACUGAAUACGAUAAAAGACAGAGAAAUAAAUACAAGAACGUGUGGAUAGUAGGAAAAGAAGGUUUAACUGAAAGGGAAGCCGCAGAGAUAUUUGUAAAGGACGCUAGAAAAUAUUUGAAAAUAGAAAUGGGUUUAGUAGAUGCCCAGUGGAAAGAUAAAGAAGUAAAAAGCGAAAUAGAAGACGAAAACAAAACAGAUAAAAAUGAAACAAACGUGAAAAAUGUUGAUAAUGAUAAUGAGAUUGAUAAAAGAAAUAGUGAAAGUUUUUUUUCAGAAGAUUCGUCCGUAUUUUCCAGUAUAUCUGAUACUUCGAGUAUCUCGAGUAUAGAUUCCACUAAAAUAGAUGAAAAUAACGAAGAAAGGAUUACAAAAAAAUUAGAAAGGUUCACCAUUGAUUCCCCCAAAAAAAUUAUCAAUACUAUUAGUGAAGAAAAUUAUAUAAAAAGUAUUGCAGUAGAUUCACCGAGGAAAUGUCUUCAAAUGACAUUUAAAAAUUCCUCUUUUAACCCAUUAGUAUCAUCAAAAUUAAAUAUUAAUACUGUAUUAGAAGGAUCCCCGUCGAAGCUUUCUGAUAUAACUACGACGAUUGCAAAUCGUUCUACUGAUAAUACAGUGACUCCUAAAAGUGACAUAACCUCAACAGUGUCGGAUGUUAAGACCGAAUCGAGUUCUAAAGAUGCUGAGAAUGACGUAAACGCUCUUCUGCAACAAAUAUCUUUAUCCGAUUUUUCAGAAACGCUUUCCGAAAACAACCAUACGAAUUUAAUAGAAAGUAGAACUUUGCAGAAUAAUGACAAAGUUGAAUCGGAUCAAAGUCUUUUCGAGGAAAGUUUCACUUUAUAUUUAUCAGAAAAUAAUUCUGAUGAAGAAAAAUUAUUCAAUGGUAAUGUUAAUGGAAAAGAUGUUAAGGAAGAUGAGCACGGUACAAUUAUAGAGAACGAGAAGUUUUUAAAAGAUAACGAAAAGGAAACUUGUUUAUUGUCACAAAAACGUAAACAUAGUAGUGGCGAAUUUGGUGUUGUCAGUAAAAAAAUCAAAUUUAAAUGCCAAGAAAAUGAUGAUGAUGAUUAUAUCGACAACUCUUACAUAAUAAAUAAAUUGGAAGACCAGCUCAGCGCGGAUUUUAGUAGAAUGGAAAUAGUUAAUGUCUGUCAGGAAUUUUCUGUACUAGAAAUUUUCAUCGCAGAAUUUAAAUUGCAGAAAUUUUUUUCGUUUUCUGUUGCUUGUAGCAAAAUGGUAGAAAAUAAACCUGUGAUUGGGAUAAACGCUUUUAAAACUCAACUUGCUACUACCGAAGGAGCAAAACACAUCUUUCAAGCUGAUGGUAGAAAACUAGAAGGAUUUUCAAUUUGUUGGGAAAACAAUAUAGUGUAUUACCUUUCUUUUGAAAAUAUAAAAAUACAUCAGAAAAUUAUCAAGUUGUUGAAAUCGAUUUUUGGAAAUCCAGAUGUGAGGGUGAAGAUGUUCGAUGCCAAAGAACAAAUUAAAUUUUUGAAAAAAUGUUGCGGUAUAAAUUUUUUUUGUAAAAUAGAUGAUCCUAAAAUAGCUCAUUGGAUGUUGGAUCCUGAUGGAAAAGAAAUGAAUUUAAAAGCGAUGGCAGUAAAAUAUUGUCCUGAAAGCGCAGAACUAGCUCAAUUAUCAGGCGGAUGUAUAGGUCUUGGAAGUGUGGGUAUGGAUAUAUACAGUUCAGUUUCAGCCAAAAUUAGAGCGUCUCUGGAAUCAGUUAUAACAUGGCAUUUAAUAAAUAUAUUAAAAAAUAUUUUGCUGGAAGAAAAUUCUAAAUAUAUCGAAGCUUAUGAUAUCGAAACUAGUAUAAUUGUAUGUUUAGCUAAUAUAGAAUUAUAUGGUAUGCAUGUAGAUAAAACCGUAUUGACAACUCUGUUGAAUGUCAUUAAAACUCAAAAAAAUAACAUUGAAAAAAAAGCUUUUUCAUUGGCUGGUCGUAAAUUCAAUUUCGUAUCCUCCUCCGAUGUUGCCAAAAUUAUAGGUACAUUUCGUGGAAGAAAAACUAGUACCAAAAAACAAAUCCUUGAAAAGAAUCAACACCCUGUAUCGGAUUUAGUAUUGCAAUGGCGAAAAUUACAUUCCAUUAUAACAAAAACUAUAUAUCCUUUAAUUAAAGUAAUUAAAAACGAUCGUAUAUACGGUUGUUACAUAACACACAGUUCCACAGGGCGAAUAAGUAUGCACGAACCUAAUUUACAAAAUAUAACAAGAAAUUUCGAUGUUAAUAAUUGUUUAACCAACGAGAGUGUUAGUAUAAAUUGUAGAGAAGCUUUUGAUGCACCCGAUAAAUAUAUUUUGUUGUCUGCCGAUUAUUGUCAAUUAGAGUUGAGGAUUUUGACACAUUUUUCACAAGAUAAAUUGUUGUGUAAGAUUAUGAAAGAACCUGGAGACGUUUUUAAAUCUAUCGCUGCUAAAUGGAACCGAAUUACUGAAGAAGAGGUGACUGAUGCCAUAAGACAGGACACCAAACAUUUAUGUUAUGGAAUUAUAUAUGGAAUGGGUUGUAGGUCUUUAGCUGAACAAUUGGGUAUAAACGAAAAUGAGGCGGUCGAUUUUAUGGAAACUUUCAAAAAUACUUAUCCUGGUAUAAAGAAUUUUAUUAAAAAUGUAGUAGAAAAAUGUAAAGAGAAUGAAUUUGUGGAAACCGUUAAUGGGAGAAGAAGAUAUUUGCCUAAAAUAAAUGACAAAGAUCAAAUUAGCAAAGGACAAGCGGAACGUCAAGCUGUAAAUACAAUAAUUCAAGGUUCAGCUGCCGAUAUAGUAAAAAAAGCGAUGUUAAAAAUAGAUUUGGACCUUAGAGAAGUAUUUCAUAAAGCGAAAAGUAAACCGAAUUUGGUGCUUCACCUUCAUGAUGAACUAAUAUAUGAGGUUCCCACAAAAUAUUUGAGAAAAGUAGCGAAAAUCGUUAAGAAAAAUAUGGAAACAUGCGUCGAUCUUUCAGUUCCUUUUCCAGUUAAAUUAAAAUCUGGUUUUUGUUGGGGAAAUUUGACUGAAUUAGUAAUUUGAUCUAAGAGAAAUAUUAUUUAUUGUAUUACAAAUUUUAAUCUUUAUACCUAAAACUUUUUGUACAAAUUUUAUUAAUAAAUAUAAACA
This is a messenger RNA of Diorhabda carinulata, 5975 nucleotides long. It is a transcript of the gene DNApol-theta, whose product is annotated as DNA polymerase theta. Lineage: Eukaryota; Metazoa; Arthropoda; Insecta; Coleoptera; Chrysomelidae. The coding region runs from base 693 to 5888 and encodes 1731 amino acids. The record is from RefSeq and is a predicted model, not a curated record. Gene Ontology annotation, biological process: double-strand break repair via alternative nonhomologous end joining; DNA-templated DNA replication. The transcript is spliced from 16 exons. Gene Ontology annotation, molecular function: ATP binding; DNA-directed DNA polymerase activity; DNA binding.